AUGGCUACUACUUUCAAGAAACCUCGCCGAAAUUUCAGGAGAAAGGUAGCAACCAGUGAUUCUGAUGAGGAAAAUAAUGACGCAGAGAAAAAGGAAGAGAUUAUCAAAGAACCGGUUAACAACGGGGAUAGCGAGCCCAAAACCAAACACAAGAAAAAACGGGAAACCUCGAGCUUGCUUAGCUUUGCUGAUGCUGAAGAUGAUGAUGCCGAGAUCUUCCAGAUUAAAAAAUCUAGUCACAGCAAACGGAUAGCAAAGCAACUGAAAAAGGAAAGUCUGAAAGAGAAAGAAGAGCGGAAAAAGGAAGAGAUUGAAGCUACCCCAAAACCUCCUUCUCCAACUCCUGUCAAAGUGGCUCCUAUUGUUAAUACAGAAGAAAAACUCAGGCAACUUCGCGAAGAAUUAUGUACUUUGAAUGGAGAUGAGGCUGUAGCACUUGAAGAACCAGAGAGUGACGAAGAAACACCAAAAGAUCGUAAAAUGUUACAAGCUGUCCUGAAAAAGGGUGAAAUUCCAGAUGCUACAAUGAUCCAUAUGAUUCGUAAAAGUCGUCAAAUGGCUCGGGAGAUGGGAGAUUUCAUCCCAGUUGAUGAAGCUGGCGCCAAAACUGAGAACAACAACUCUCGCCUUGUCAGGGAUGAUGAUCAUGACAAAUCUGAUGAAGAUGACGAGGAGGGAAGGAUUGAUUUUGCUGUCAACCGAGAGGCUAGAGAAAGACAGAAAAUGAAAGAUGAAUUCUUGGCAGCAGAACAUGGCAGUGAUCAAGAAGGAAGUGACCUGGAAAGUGGCUGGGAAGAGCAACAAAUACGAAAAGCUGUCAACAUUCCUCAAGUAACUCGAGAUGAUGACCUACCUACCAAGUACACAUUGCCUGUCGUAACUGACAAAUCUGAUCCUAACUAUGCUGAAGAUCAGUCUGCUUUUGUUAGUGAAACUGUCAAGUCAAAUUUUCAACCCUUUUCUCUCACUUCCAAAGACUCUAAUGAAUUAACCAUAGAACUGAUUCAAAAGAAACUGAAGGAACGUUUGGAUUCCAUUAACCAGGUGCAUCGAAGUCAUGUAAAUGAACGUGACACUCUGGUAAUCAACCUUGAGGACACUCAAAAAGAGAUCGAAGAGGCUGAGAAAAACUGUAGUAUCCUUGAAGAACGUUUCAAGUUCUUCCAGGAAAUGAGGGGGUAUGUGAGAGACUUGGUUGAGUGUCUCAAUGAGAAGGUGCCUACAAUUCAAGAACUCGAAGCCCGCAUGGCAAAUUUGCUAAAACAACGUGCGGAGAAAUUGGUUUUACGUCGCCAGCAAGAUGUCCGAGAUCAGUGUCAGGACUACACUGCAAAUAAGGCUAAAGUGGUUAUUGAUGCUGCUGAAGCAAAACAGAGGAGGGUGGCUGAGAGGGAAGCCCGACGGUCUCGAAGAAGAAGAGCUCGAGAAAACAAAGAUAUUUCUGGCCACCAUGAAGGAUUAUCAUCUGAUGAAGAAGAGAAUCAGUCGGAUAUAACAAAAUUCAAUUCGGAAUAUGCUGAAAUCUUAAGAAUCCGUCAAAGAUUGUUUGAUGAUGUUGAGGAAGAUUUCUGCGAGUUAGAAAAUAUCCGAUUACAUUUUGAGAAAUGGAAGGGUGAAAAUUCAGAAUCUUACAAAGAAGCCUACAUUGGUCUCUGCCUUCCGAAACUCUUUAAUCCAUUUAUUCGACUGGAAUUAAUCGACUGGAAUCCACUGCAGGAAUAUGCCAAAGAUUUUGAAGACUGUCGGUGGUAUGAAUGUUGUGCAUUUUAUGGUUUUCGAGAAUAUGUGAUAUCUGCAGCAGAAGAUGAAGAUAAUGUGAAACUGAUACCAAGUAUAGUGGAGAAGGUAAUUCUGCCUAAGCUAACAGUUUUUGCUGCCGAUGUUUGGGAUCCAUUGUCCACUUCGCAGACAUCCAGGUUUAUAAAUCUGAUUCAGAGAAUCUCUAUUGACUACCACACUGUUCAUGGAGAGAGCAAAAAUACACAAUCCUUGCUGAAAGCUGUUGUCCAGAGAAUUAAAAGAACUCUUGAUGAUGAUGUCUUUAUGCCUCUCUAUCUAAAAACGAUUCUUGAAAAUCGGUCCAGUGGACCUGCUGUAUUUUUCCACCGGCAGUCUUGGAGUUGUAUAAAAUUGUUAGGCAAUAUUCUCAGCUGGCACAGGAUCCUUGCCACCAAGAUGCUUCACACCUUAGCACUGGAAGGUUUACUGAACAGAUACAUUCUGUUAGGCCUACAGACAUCUCCACUGAAUAAUGAAGCACUCCAGAAAUGUUCAUUGAUUGCCUCAAGUUUCCCCAAACAGUGGUUUGUAGAUGUGGAAGGUGACAAAACAAUUCCUCUCCUUGAAAACUUUUGUCGGUUUUUGAUGUAUGCUGCAGACAACCUCUGGAAAAAUAGAAAUAGCUCAAAGGAAAAAGAAAUAAAGGAACAGAUCCGCCUGAUUGGUAAACUGCUGAUCAACAUCCAUGCCUAUGACCAUACAAGCAAACUAUCGGAAUUAUACGGCCUGAAGAUAUGA
Molecule: messenger RNA, 2517 nt
Organism: Acanthosepion pharaonis
Lineage: Eukaryota; Metazoa; Mollusca; Cephalopoda; Sepiida; Sepiidae
Source: the annotation of a GenBank genome assembly